Messenger RNA from Lycium barbarum (goji berry), 2234 nucleotides. RefSeq lists its product as uncharacterized. Lineage: Eukaryota; Viridiplantae; Streptophyta; Magnoliopsida; Solanales; Solanaceae. The transcript is spliced from 2 exons. The record is from RefSeq and is a predicted model, not a curated record. Gene Ontology annotation, molecular function: zinc ion binding. Bases 855 to 1841 code for a protein of 328 amino acids.
ACAAAAAAGCUUACUUCCUUAAUAUAAGCUCUACAGAAUUAGUCCACCCAAAUUCACUUUCCAUAAAUAGUUCGACAGAGCAUACAAGACUUCGAUUCUCAUCCAUUUUUCACUCUACCUCUUAUACCUAUUUAUAUCACUUUCUGAUUUGGCUACUUAGUUGCCCAUAAAGUGUUUGAUUAAUUGCUUGAAUGAAAUUCUGAGCAAAUCUAAGUGUUUGAUUUUGUUUGUAUUACAUCAUAUUUGACGAGCCUUUUUUAGUGUUUGAUUGAAUUAAUUCGAGCGACAAAGGGCUGAAUAUAAGGAGUUAUGAUUUUGCCUAUUAGGUGUUUGAUUAAUUGCUUGAAUCAAACUUUGAGGAAAUGUUUUGUUUUUGUUUUAAUUGUAAGGGAUCUAAGUGUUUAAUCUUGUUUGAAUUACAACUGAUUAGUUGACCAUUUUUUACUGUUUGAUUGAAUUAAUUCGAGCGAUAAAGGGCUGAAUGUUAGAACUUUGUGCUACUUGAGUUUGCACAUAAGGUGUUUGAUUGAUUGCUUGGAUGAAAUUCUGAGGAAAUUGUGGAUAAAGAGACCUGAUUUGUUGACCCUUUUUAGUGUCUGAUUGAAUUGAUUUAGAGGGAAAGAGGGUUAAAUUGUUGGAUUUUGUGUUUGCACAUAAGGUGUUUGAUGAAUUGUUUGAAUGAAAUUCUGAGGAAAUUGUGGAUAAAGAGAACUGAUUUGUUGACCCUUUUUAGUGUUUGAUUAAAUUGAUUAGAAGGAAAGAGGGUUGAAUUUAAGAAUUUGUAGCUGGUUGGCGACUUUAUUUUUGCGCGUAGGGUGUUUGAUUGAUUGCUUGAAUGAGAUUUUGAGGAAGUUAUGGAUAAGGAAAUGGAUGUACUGAAUCAGAAAGUUGAUGAUGUUCCUGAGACUGUAAUCACUAUUAGAUUGGAUGAAGAUCGGGAGACUGAAAAAUCAAGAAUUGGCGGGGAACAGGGAAAUUCGGAUAAGAAGGGAAAUGGGUCGAAAGGGAAUGAGGAUUUGAAGAAAGGUGAUGAUUUUUCGUGUGUAAUCGAUGUGAAGUGUGAUGGGAAGUUGGGAGAGGAUUUUGAAGGGGAAAGCCAAAGGGUGUGUAGAAUUUCCCAUUUGAGUACAAAUGAAGCUGAAAAAUCAAGAAUUGGCGGUGAAGAGGGAAAUUCGGGUAUGAAGGGAAACGGAUCGGGUGGGAGUGAGGUGAAAGAGAAGGAUUUGAAGCGAGGUGUGGGAGAGGAUUUUGAUGGGGAUUGUCAAAGGGUGUGUAGAAUUUACGAUUUGAGUACAUAUGAAGCUAAAAAAUCAAGAAUUGGCGAUGAAGAGGGAAAUUCAGAUAUGAAGGGAAACGUGUCGGGAGGGAAUGAGGUGAAAGUGAAGGAAUUGAAAAAGGGUGAUGAUUUUUCGGCUGUAAUUGAUAUGAAGUGUGAUGGGAAAUUGGGAGAGGAUUUUGAAGGGGAAACCCAAAGGGUGUGUAGGAUUUGCCAUUUGAGUACAUAUGAAGCUGAUGAGAAAAAUUUGGUGGAUUUGAUUGAACUUGGUUGUGGUUGUAAAGGAGAGCUUGGAUUUGUGCAUUCUCAUUGUGCUGAGGCUUGGUUUAAGCUUAAAGGAAACAGAGUAUGUGAAAUUUGCGGGGAGGUUGCACAAAGUGUUACUGGUGUCAGUGAUAACAGAUUUAUUGAAGAGUGGAACGAUACGAGAUCUACUGCAAGUGGUACUGGUUCAACCGAAACGACUAGAGGUUGCUGGCGUGGGCAGCCAUUCUGUAACUUCUUAAUGGCGUGCCUGGUAAUAUCGUUUGUGUUGCCAUGGUUUUUCCGUGUAAGUAUGUUUUGAUGAGGUAAAAAGGGUAUAUAUAUUUACUUACUUCCUCAUUGAUUUGGCCAAAUUUCUUGCUGACUUACGAAUAUUUCGGACACUAAAUGAAGAAGGGCCAAUACUGUCAGCCAAUAUAGCCUUUUGCUGUGUAAAGUUUCAGCACAUGUUAUGAAUUUCUUCUUUUGCAUUUUAAUGGUUUUUAUAUUGCAGUUAGGAUAAUCUUCUUGCCCUUACUCCGUCAUUGAUUUCGGCAAAUUUCAUGCUGACAUAUGAAUAUUUCGGGUACUAAAUGAAGAAGGGCCAAUACUGUCAGCAAAUAUAGCCUUUGGCUGUAUAAAGCAUCAACAUAUGUUAUGAAUUUCUUCUUUUGCAUUUUAAUCGUUUUUAUAUUGCAGUUGGUAGUUUUAUUAA